Zerene cesonia (dogface butterfly) is the source of this 2933-nucleotide messenger RNA. Its product is annotated as amidophosphoribosyltransferase-like. Gene Ontology annotation, biological process: purine nucleobase biosynthetic process; purine nucleotide biosynthetic process. The coding region runs from base 176 to 1921 and encodes 581 amino acids. NCBI's taxonomy places the organism in Eukaryota, Metazoa, Arthropoda, Insecta, Lepidoptera, Pieridae. The record is from RefSeq and is a predicted model, not a curated record. The transcript is spliced from 14 exons. Gene Ontology annotation, molecular function: amidophosphoribosyltransferase activity.
GACUCCUGCUUAGUCGCACGCGCAGUGAACUUUCAAUUCAAAUUCAAAUAAUGAACAAGUGCUCAAUUACUUCUUGUUCUUGAUACUUGUAGCUCUUCUACGCUUCAACAACCAACGUUGUUUACAAAUCUAACAAUAUUAUCUGUUUGUGUUUCUUUUUUAUAAGAGGUUUAAUAUGGACGGUCCAACAGGACCAAAUUCCUGCCGCUUGCAAAACGACGAGUCCAUUCUCAAUCCAACGCUUGACAGACUUGCCGUAGAUGACAGACCGGAGCUGCGCUGUCAAAGUGACAGCUGUCAGUGUGACACACAGGGCGAAGUUAAAUUAAAAAGCAAGAGAUUCGGCCGCGGUGCUGUAGAAACAGGUUUAACGCACGAGUGUGGUGUGUUUGGCGCAAUUGGGACAGGAGAAUGGCCCACUCAAGUGGACAUUGGGCAGGUUAUAUGUUUGGGACUGGUGGCGCUACAGCACAGGGGGCAAGAAUCUGCGGGUAUUGUAACAUCAGAGGGGAAAAGCGCGCGCACAUUUAACACACACAAGGGGAUGGGUCUCAUAAACAAUAUAUUCAAUGAUGAAGCCAUGAAGAAAUUGAAGGGAAACCUCGGAAUUGGGCACACUAGGUAUUCAACAUCAGCAGCGUCAGAGGAAGUAAACUGCCAGCCGUUUGUUGUGCACACAGCCCACGGCGCGCUCGCGGUUGCACACAACGGGGAACUUGUUAAUUGCAGCAGUCUCAGGAAAAUGGUUCUUGGUCGUGGAGUUGGUCUCUCAACGCACUCCGACUCGGAGCUGAUCACGCAGGCGCUUUGCCUCAACCCGCCAGAGGGAGAGACUAAUGGACCUGACUGGCCAGCGAGGAUCAACCAUCUCAUGAGAUUAGCCCCGCUGAGUUACUCGUUAGUGAUAAUGUUGAAAGACAAGAUAUACGCCGUGCGCGAUCCGUACGGCAACAGGCCGCUGUGCCUCGGCAAAAUCCUGCCUUUGGGAUCCUCAUAUGUCUACAAGCAAUCAUCAGCGCAGCAUGCCGCGGCUUUAUUGCCAACAGUUUUGAUGAACGGCUGUGCAAAGAACGGAAUUGAAGACAGGGCUGAGGGGUGGGUGGUGUCAUCCGAGUCUUGUGGUUUCUUGUCUAUUGGUGCCCGCUACGUGCGCGAAGUGCUCCCCGGCGAGAUAGUGGAGAUGUCGCGCCACGGCAUCCGCACCGUGGACGUGGUGGAGCGGCCCGCCGGCAAGCAGCAGGCCUUCUGCAUCUUCGAGUACGUGUACUUCGCGAGGGCUGACAGUAUGUUUGAAGGUCAAAUGGUGUACUCAGCGCGGCUGCAGUGCGGGCGCAUGUUGGCGCGCGAGUCGCCCGUGGACGCCGACAUCGUGUCGUCCGUGCCCGAGUCCGGCACCGCCGCCGCGCACGGCUACGCGAGACAGUCCGGCAUACCAUUCAUGGAGGUGCUGUGCAAGAACAGAUAUGUGGGGAGGACGUUCAUCCAGCCCUCGACCCGUUUACGUCAGCUGGGCGUGGCCAAGAAGUUCGGGGCGCUCUCUGAGAACGUGAGGGGCAAGAGAAUCGUGCUCAUAGACGACUCUAUAGUGAGAGGGAACACUAUAGGCCCGAUUAUCAAGCUGCUGAGAGACGCUGGGGCGGCGGAGGUGCAUAUAAGGAUAGCGUCUCCCCCCCUUAAAUACCCGUGCUACAUGGGUAUAAACAUCCCCACCCGAGAGGAGCUGAUUGCCAAUAAAAUGGACACGUUUAAAUUGGCUGAACACGUCGGCGCUGACAGUCUCGAAUACCUGAGCGUGGAGGGUCUGGUGAGCGCAGUGCACUACAACAUGAAGGCCACGCCCAGCGACGGUGUGGGCGGCCACUGCACCGCCUGCCUCACCGGAGACUACCCCGGGGGCCUGCCGGAGGACGUCGAUUGGUAGAAAAUGGUAGUGGUAGUUUGGUAGAUGAUGGUAGAAUGGAUGCUUUUGUGGUAGGUUUGUAGAGGUCGUUUUAUACGUACGUCGGGAGUGAUUUAAAAUUGUGGACAUGUCCGACUGGUUAAAUUCGUAUUUUGAAUUCAGCGGUUUAUUAAUGAUAGCAAGACGACACUGUUACCGCGAUGUACUUUGUACCUACGUCAAAUAAAUACAUAUACAUUAAUGCUCAUGUAGAAAAUAUUACUAGAAUAUAACUAUUUAUAAGAAUUGUACUAGAACAAUGGAAAUAUUCUGAAAAACAUAAAAUUUAAUCACUCCAGACGUACCCGCUUUCAAACGAGUCAGUCUGUUACUCAAAAAUUAUCGUAUACUAUAUAAUCAAAACCUCACAUGACAUUCUAAAUACGCAUUGCUGUAUGUCUUCAAGUGCCUUAUCUUUAAUUGGAUGUUUUGUACAUUUAUAUUAUAAGUAUUUUGUGACGGGUCGUGCUGGUUUCGCCCCGAGUAGAAUAAGCAGUGACGUUGCAUCUCAGAGGGACACCGUGACGUAUUAGCAGAGUAUUGAGUACGGUGUGGGAAAGUGAUGGCGCUAUACGAUCUACAUUGCUGUCCUUUUCCCACUUUUUGGAAUUAAUACUCUAAGACGUCACAGUAACCCUCCAGAUAUAUACAAUAUGUUGAUUGUUCGAAUAUUAUAACGAAUAUAUAUUUAGUAUAAGAGAAUAUUUUUAAAGAUUUUUCCUAAUUUGAAUAGAAAUAUAUGGUCGAAUACACUCUUUAUAUGUAUUUUGUAGAUUAGGUUUCAUUCCACGUUUUUCUAUUUGUAGUAUUCAUAAAUCGUUGUCGAAUGAUUAUUAUAGGUGAUCUGAUUUUAAAACCUAGGGACUGUAUGUACAUUCCAAAACUCAUUUGAAAUCGAAUGUUUUUUUUAACAUUUUUUUUAGGUUAUUUUGAAUUAAUUGUUUUUAUUUAGUUACGAAUUUGUUCUAUUACUAAUUACAAAGUACAAAUGUUA